CGACCAACCCUGAUUCGUUGACAUUUUAUCGUUUUCGGUAGAGAGCGUAAAAUUAGCUUAUUUUUAUGUUAUAAUUGCAAUUAAUUAACGCGCUCACUGUGACUACGCGUAAUUAGAUAGUGAUAUGUAUAGAGAGUAGACAUUGUGCUAUUUAUUUGUGUAAGAUAAUUGUAUGUGCUAGCACUAUGGCAUUUACUGCGGAGGAAGUCGCGAGACGCUAUCCGAUCCACUGGUUAGUGUGGAAUAAUCAGCAUGAAGAGCUGAAAACUCAGCUGGACGCCAACAAGUUUACACAAGAAGAGUUAGAAACCAAAGACUGUAGAGGGCGCACUCCUCUGUUGCUGGCAGUGACGCUCGGUCACUUGGAGACGACGCGCGUGCUCAUUGAGGCCGGCGCUGAUGUCAACUGCGAGAAAGAUGGCUGGACUGCGGUCCAAGAAGCAACUUCAACGGGUAACCCGGAGCUUCUCUCGAUGGUGCUAUCACGGCGAGACUACCAGCGCCACGUGCUGCGCUCUGGCGGUAUACCGGACUUACUACGCCGGCUCAGUCUCGCGCCAGACUUCUACGUGGAGAUGAAAUGGGAGUUUACUAGUUGGGUACCCUUAGUAUCACGUAUGUGUCCGUUCGACACAUACAAAGUGUACAAGCGCGGUGGCAACGUGCGCGUCGACACUACACUCGUUGGUUUCGACAAUAAUCGAUGGCAGAGAGGGGAUAGGACAUAUAUAUUCAGAGGACAGGGUCGCACAGCAAGUUUAAUGGAGUUAGACCAUGAACUUGGAACGUCAUGGUGCGAGUAUUUAGAACCGAUGUCUGGGGACAGGGAGUGGCCCGCGCCGCCCCCGCAUGUCAUAGAGCAGCGCCUGGCCGCGCCGCUUGCCAUCAACUACUUGGACACCGACAAAAUUAGCUUCGAAAGAAAUAAGAGCGGUAUAUGGGGCUGGCGGCAGGACAAGACAGAAAAUGUAAAUGGCUACGAGUGUAAAGUGUUCGGGGCCAACAACGUGGAGCUGGUGUCGAAGACUCGCACGGAGCACGUGAAGGGCGCAGGCUCCGGGGGCGCGCGCCCCGCGCACUCCGCCCCCCGCGCUCCGCUGGCGGGCCUACUAGCACUCGCAGACCCUGAAGCACACUCUCCUUUGUUACCCGAAAAGUCGCCUCUACAAGACGAGUCCCCGAGCCCCCGCAGUAGCAGGUCCCGCGAGGACCUGACCUACAUCCCCGUUACAUGGGAGGAAUACUUCUCCGACCAGGAGCUAGAUAGAGACAUCGGGAGACCACGGGAGGUGGCCACUAAGGUUCAGAAGUUCAAAGCGACGCUCUGGCUCUGUGAGGAUUAUCCUUUGGAGCUACAAGAACAAAUAAUGCCGAUCCUCGACCUAAUGGCCGCUAUAUCGUCUCCACACUUCGCCAAACUAAAAGACUUCGUCCAAAUGCAGCUGCCAGCCGGCUUCCCUGUUAAAAUUGAAAUCCCCCUCUUCCACGUGCUAAACGCGCGCAUCACAUUCGGCAACAUAUUCGCUACUGAGACGCCAGUCCCUUACAUUGAAUGUAUACAAGAAGGGGAUCGAUUGUCCUGUCUAGUGGACGACCAGUGCUUCUCCAUCGGACGUGGCUAUAGAGACUCUGCGGGACCGGACGAGAGACUCGCUUGUGGAGUCGAUGAUGAAGAAGGGUUGUUGCAAUAUGCGAUACAACAGAGCUUAAUGGAGACUGGGACGCAGGAUGAUCAGGUGGACGUAUGGGAGGCGCUCCGCGGCGCGCGUCCGUCGUCCCCCGCGCCGCCGCGCAUGCGCGCCACCGACACGCAUCUACUCGCGCACGAGGAGAGGCAGUUACAGAGAGCGAUAGAGGCGUCCUUAGCGUCGGUGUCAUUGACCCCGAGUUCACCGGAAGCCCCGAUAGUUGAUGAUGAAGUGGACCUCGAUACGGACGGCGAUGCAGAGCUAGCGGCCGCCUUAGCGCUGUCGGCGAGGGAACAGGCUUCUAGAGAUAUGCAGCUCGCAGCGGAACAGAAGGCCUUCGAUGAAGCGCUGAGGUUGUCGCUGCUCGAUAAGUAAUGAUUUAGAUCUCAAUUUAACAAGUGUGUAUGAAGCGUCCAACCAAAAUAAGACUUACGCCUAACGUACUUGUAGUAAGUAGAUACUAUUUAUACUUCACAGUCGGGUCCCUGUGGCAAAUCCAAUUCGUUUCUGAAGUACACGAUUAUAGCCUUUAUUUCGAAAAGUAAAGAACUCAAUAUUGAGACUUGUAAUUUGUUAAAGGUAGCUAAGAGGUUUUGUUUUAAAAAGCAAAUGGAAUUUGACAGGGACUGUGGCUCCUUAGUUUUUUUGACUGUAGAAUAUUUAUUCGUCGUUAUGUAAUAAUUAUUAUAAUAGUGUACAUUUAUUAUGUUGUGUAUGUAUACUAAAUACACUAAAUAUUGUCACAAGCUAAGUACAAUUGGCAAAGUUGAUUGACGACUGGGUAGGUGUAUAGAAAAGUAUGUUUACUUCAUCCUUCAUGCAUUCAUACGGAGUGAGUUUUAAACUGUUGUUCUUAAUGAGAUAAUAUACUUUACAUAUUACAUAUUUAUGUCUUUACAACAUCGGGCCUUAUGGUAUCUCAGUAA
Spodoptera exigua (beet armyworm) is the source of this 2614-nucleotide messenger RNA. The record is from the annotation of a GenBank genome assembly. NCBI's taxonomy places the organism in Eukaryota, Metazoa, Arthropoda, Insecta, Lepidoptera, Noctuidae.